AUGAAGGAUACUAUUAGAGACUCGUUCAUCGGCCAGAUCAUACAUAAGGCAUCUAAAGGCCGCUUGUUACCUUACGCCGAGGACUCUCCUUCCUUCGUUGUACCCAAAAAGUACCUACUCGAUCCAAUAUCGCCCACAUCCACCGCACCGUCCACCCGUACCGCGCAUCUCCGACUCGAGGAGACCUUUACCAGUCAGGCGUCGGCUACGACUCUCAACGAUGGGCAUAGCGGCUCUCAUCUGGCAAAGGAGAAGGAGGGAGGUGGGACAUCUGUCAGGAAAACGCGGAAGCUAGGUUAUGAGGGAGAGCCCAUAAUAGUGGAUUGGUACGGGCCAGACGACCCCGAGAAUCCUCUGAACUGGCCGACAAGAAAGAAAGUCUGGUUGACAUGGUGCAUCAUCGUCCUCACGUUCUCCGUCUACAUUGGCUCCUCCGUCUGGGCGCCCGCACUCUACGUCGGCGCCGAUUACUUCAACAUCUCCCUCAUCUCCUCCACUCUCGGCAUAGCGCUCUUUGUGCUCGGGUACGGUCUCGGACCACUCUUCCUCGCGCCCAUCACCGAGAUCCCAGCGGUCGGGCGCACAGCACCGUACAUCAUUACGCUGCUCAUCUACUGCUUGUUGCAGAUCCCGAAUGCGCUCGUGGACAAUUGGGCGGGGUUCUGCAUCCUGCGGUUCUUGAGCGGGUUUGUGGGAUCGCCGGUGCUUGCGACUGGAGGUGCCUCCGUCGCGGACAUUUUCUAUCCCGAAAAGGUUGCCUACGCUAUGUCCCUCUACGGCUUCGCGGCCGCCGCUGGACCCGGACUCGGACCUAUCGCCGUGGCGUGGGCGAUCGACGCAAAUGGUUGGAGAUGGGCGUUCUACGAGAUGCUCAUGCUCUCGGGUGCCGCUGUGCUGUUCUUAUCCGUCGUCAUGCCUGAGACCAACCCAGAAACCAUACUCCACCGCCGUGCAGCUCGGCUUCGCAAGAUCACCGGCAAUCCGAAUCUCCGGUCCGAGGGCGAGAUCCUGCAGUCCCACCUUCACCCUCGGGAAGUCCUCAGCGAAGCUCUGCUCCGACCGAUCAUCAUGACCUUCACCGAGCCGAUCAUUCUCGGUGUAAAUCUGUACAUCGGGCUGAUGUACGCUACGAUCUACACCUUCUUUGAGAGUUUCCCGAUAGUCUUCCAUAUCGGAUACGGCUGGAGCUUGGGCGUCUCCACCCUACCUUUCGCGGGCAUCAUGAUCGGCGAAGCGAUCAGCUUUGGCCUCUACUGCCUUUGGAAUCGACUGUCAUUUGAGGGGAAGUACAUUGCGAGCAAAGGGAGACUGCGGCCAGAAACGCGUCUGCCGUUGACGGUCAUUGGGUCUGCUAUCUUGCCUAUCUCGAUCUUUUGGUUUGCCUGGACUGCCAACAGGACGCACUGGAUCAACCCUGUCUUGGCCGCUUCGCUCUUCGGCGUCGGUAUUGACUUUAUCUUCAUGCCAUACUUUAACUACCUCCCGCAGGCUUACCCCCGCUACGCCGCCUCAGCACUCGCCUCGAACGACUUCGUCCGGUCCAUGAUGGCCGCAGCGAUGCCGAUCGUCUCUGUACCCUUGUUCCACAACCUCGGGAUCGACUGGGGAAACACCAUCAUUGGAUGCUGCUCCAUCUUGUUCUUGCCACUACCGGUCCUGCUCAUCAAGUACGGCCCGUAUCUCCGCGAAAGGAGUCCAAUUAGUGUACACGAGGAGGAGGUGCAAGCUGGGACAGAGUGGGAGAAGUUCCACGGGAAGGAGUACCCAAAGACGGAUAGUGAGGAGAUGGUGCAGGGUGUACCGGAGCGGAGAGGCGGCCCGGCAGUUGGAGCGGAUGGUGGGGACCGUGAGGGAACGACAGAAACGGCAGAGUGGGGUGGGGCGAGGGAGCUAGCUGGGCGCAGCUCAUCUUGA
Dioszegia hungarica is the source of this 1914-nucleotide messenger RNA. RefSeq names its product major facilitator superfamily domain-containing protein. Bases 1 to 1914 code for a protein of 637 amino acids. Lineage: Eukaryota; Fungi; Basidiomycota; Tremellomycetes; Tremellales; Bulleribasidiaceae. Gene Ontology annotation, molecular function: fluconazole transmembrane transporter activity. The transcript is spliced from 11 exons. The record is from RefSeq and is a predicted model, not a curated record. Gene Ontology annotation, biological process: xenobiotic detoxification by transmembrane export across the plasma membrane.